This is a messenger RNA of Knipowitschia caucasica, 714 nucleotides long. NCBI's taxonomy places the organism in Eukaryota, Metazoa, Chordata, Actinopteri, Gobiiformes, Gobiidae. The record is from the annotation of a GenBank genome assembly.
AUGUACAGCGCUUCAGGGAGGAGGGGCGAGGGGGGUUACAGGGUACAAGGGGUGAGAGGCGACGUACUGGGGGGGUGGGGGGGGAGGAUCAAACGAGAGCAAGUUCUGGCACGAAUCAAAGGAGCCAUCCUGGGCCGCUCGGAGACGCAGGAGUGUGCCUACUAUAACUCGAGCUGGGAGAAGGAGCGCACCAACCGCAGCGGCAUCGAGCCCUGCUACGGCGACAAGGACAAGCGGCUGCACUGCUUCGCCACCUGGAAGAACGUGUCGGGGAACGUGGAGGUGGUAAAGCAGGGCUGCUGGCUGGACGACGUCAACUGCUACGACAGCACUGAGUGUGUGGAGAAGAAGGAGAGCCCUGACGUCUACUUCUGCUGCUGCGAGGGGAGCAUGUGCAACGAGAAGUUCCUCUACGCUCCGCACGGCCCGCCCCAGAGCCAGACCCACCAGUCCACCGCCUACACGACGUCCAACCCGUUCCCGCCAAAGCCACCCAUCUUCAGCACGCUGCUCUACUCGCUGGUGCCCAUCGUGGGGCUGGCGGCCGUGGUCCUCUUCUCCUUCUGGAUGUGGAGGCAUCACAAGCUGGCCUAUCCUGCCGCCCUGGUGCCCACUCAUGUAAGUACAGCUGCAGACGACACACUGCGAGUCUACAGAGACCUGGGGGUAGCAUCACAACUGUCUUUUUCUCCCGUCCACACUGAUGUGCAGUGA